AUGCCCAGAGACCCUUUGAUUGGUAUCGUUGGUAAGCCUUCUUCUGGUAAGUCCACGACGCUAAACUCGCUGACCGAUGCUGCUGCGCAGGUUGGCUCGUUUCCCUUCACGACAAUUGAGCCUAACAAGGCCACCGGCUACCUGCAGGUCGACUGCGUGUGCGGACGGUUUGGCAAGCAGGCGCUGUGCAAACCCAACUAUGGUUGGUGCUCGAACGGCAAGCGCCACGUUCCUAUCAUGCUUCUGGACGUGGCGGGGCUAGUGCCCGGAGCACACUCAGGCAGAGGCCUUGGUAACAAGUUUUUAGACGACUUGAGACACGCAGACGCGCUGAUACACGUUGUAGACGUGAGUGGAACCACAGACGCGGAGGGAAAGAACACCAGAGGCUACGACCCACUGUACGAUAUCGAAUGGCUGCAAGACGAGAUCCGGCUGUGGAUCGAGGGUAACUUGGAAAAACGGUGGGGCUCAAUUGUGCGGCGGCACACGGCAACUAAAUCCAGCGCCGUGGACACGCUUCAAGCGCAGUUUGGUGGGUACGGGUCGCACGCACCAAUGGUGCAGCGCGCACUGCACAGGAUCCGGGGUCUGCCGCCAUUGGAGCAGUGGGAUAAGGAAUGGAUCACCAAGGUGGUUCGUUCGUUCAUGAUCGAGAAGUUCCCCACGGUGCUCGCGCUCAACAAGAUCGACCACCCGGACGCAGACAAGAACGUGUCAAAGAUCAUGCUCAAGUAUCCGGAAACAAAGGCGGUGCUGGCGAGCGCAGUCACAGAGGUGUUCCUACGGAAACUGAAAAAACAGGGCUUCGUGCACUACGAAGAGGGCACGGAGUUCGUGGACACUUUUGAGGACGACCCGGACGGACUCAAACCGCUGGACGACAAGCUGCUGCAGCGGAUUGAAAACAUCCGCGACCUGGUGCUGUACCGUUUUGGGUCCACGGGCGUAGUACAGGUGCUGCAGGCCGCUGCGGGCGUGCUGGACCUUGUGCCCGUUUACACAGUGCGGAACAUACACACUUUCACGGGCGGUCACGGGGAAAACGUGUUCCGGGACUGUUUCCUGAUUAAGCGCGGCACCCCCGUUGGAAAGGUUGCGCGCUACGUGAUGGGCGAGGUGACGAUCGCGGCGGUAGAGACCGUGGGCGGUGUGCGUGUGAGCGAGGACGACGUGGUGGACGCGGGGAAGAACGACGUGCUGAGCUUCAAGCUUGCGCCAAAGAGCGUGAACUGA
Messenger RNA from Lachancea thermotolerans CBS 6340, 1236 nucleotides. RefSeq lists its product as uncharacterized. The record is from RefSeq and is a predicted model, not a curated record. Gene Ontology annotation, molecular function: ATP hydrolysis activity; GTP binding. The coding region runs from base 1 to 1236 and encodes 411 amino acids. The transcript has a single exon. NCBI's taxonomy places the organism in Eukaryota, Fungi, Ascomycota, Saccharomycetes, Saccharomycetales, Saccharomycetaceae. Gene Ontology annotation, cellular component: cytoplasm.